UAUACGGGGCGGGGCGGAGAAGACUCUCGUUAUCGAUCGCGAUGCCAGCGGUGGCUUUACUCUCGAUCACAGUAUCUUGGUUUCGUGCAGACUGCAGAGGGAGCUUAGGCUGUGAAUCGGAGUAUGCGGAAGCUGACGAGAGAGUGAUCAGGAAAUUUGGGAAGGGGCCGAUUGUGGUCACGCGGAGUACGCAUAAUGGCAAGGGACAGAGUGCGAAUAUGACGCUUCCGCAUUUGCGCCAUAUGGCGGACUAUUUUCAGUCGUUUCCGAGGGACGGGGUGAAUUUGGCCAUGGUCUGCCGCUGCAUGGGUAGUUAGUGAUCGAUCAUUAAUGCCAUUACUCCUUUGUUGUUUUCGAUUCCCCGGUGCGGACCGUUUCCUAAGCGAAAGGCAACGAUGAGUGGCGUCCGUGGAUAUCCACAGUGCGUGGUUGUGUAAUUGAAUUAGGCUAUCACGAAACCCCGCUACGG
Molecule: messenger RNA, 469 nt
Organism: Pseudomassariella vexata
Lineage: Eukaryota; Fungi; Ascomycota; Sordariomycetes; Amphisphaeriales; Pseudomassariaceae
Exons: 1
Source: RefSeq, a predicted model, not a curated record